Messenger RNA from Lactuca saligna, 2019 nucleotides. Lineage: Eukaryota; Viridiplantae; Streptophyta; Magnoliopsida; Asterales; Asteraceae. The record is from the annotation of a GenBank genome assembly.
AUGGAACGGGUCAGAUUUGUUGUUCAGAAAGAUACUCAAUGUGCUGAUACGUCUGUCUAUGGACAAUGUAUAGUUGUUGACGAGAUAAAAAAUUAUAUUGAUGGGCGUUUUCUCUGUCCCCAUGACGCUGCAUGGCGGAUACUUGAUUUUCCUAUUCAUGAGCGUGAUCCCCCUAUUAUUAUUCUUCCUGUCCAUUUGCCGAAUAUGCAGUCGGUAUUCUUUAAAGAAAAUACUCAAAUCAAAGAGGUAGUCGAAAAUCCCACCUUUGGUAGUAGUUUGUUGUUAGGUUGGUUUGAAAAGAAUAGAUGGGAUUCAAUCGGUCGCGAACUUACAUACGCCUCUUACCCCACGAAAUAUUGGUGGGAUGACAGGGAAAAAUGUUGGAAAAGAAGAAGGCGUUCAAACUCCCGUGCACUUGGUAGACUUAUAUUUGUCCACCCAACUGGUGGAGAGUUGUUUUUCUUGAGGAUGUUGCUGUCCCACCAAAAAGGUUGUAAGUCAUAUGAAGAGCUUCGCACUGUGUCAGAUCUUCGAAUAUUGCGAAUGAGGACUCCACAAGUAAGGACUCAGGAAACAUGGUUCUUAGCUGUUGAUACAAAUGGUGAUGCUGUUCAAAUUUUGGGUCAGCGAAAAGACCAAGGAUAUUUACAAUCUGUCCUAAUUCCCAGUAAAUGCUAUACGAUUGAAAAAUAUGCAUGCGGAAUUCCAGACCGAUAUCAGAAAUGGCUGGAUAAUGAGGUCUACAUAGCUGCUGGAAUGGCAUCAUCAAUUACAUCUAUCCAAGACACACAUACAAUUCCUGCAUGCUGGUUUACUUUCAUAACUAAAAAACAAAUCGCAAAUUACGUGGAUCGACAUGCAGAUUUUAUUGGUGUCUUCAGCAAACUUAUUAGGUGUACGAAGAAAAACAAAGAACCAUAUCUAUUACUAAUAUUAAAGAAUGAAUUAGGCGAGGAUAUUGCAAUAAGCUUAUGGAAAGAAUGCACGAACAUACCUUCAAAGUUUGAUGUUGUUGGUUUGGAAAAUACUGUUGCUCCCGUUGUUGUUGCGAUAACUAGUAUAAAGAUUUCAACCUAUGAUGGUUCCCUAAGACAUGGAAUAAGCAGUGCAAGUCACCUAUACAUCAAUCCACCAAUUCCAGAAACACCGCUUCUAACGGACAGUUUUCGUACGUUUAGUGACUCCUCUAUAUUUUUCGACAUCCCAACACCAUUAGGAGACAUAUUACAAAGAGGUCAUCCUAAACUCCUGAACAAAAGUUUCACUACAAAAGCUGUCAUAACUGCGUAUGUAUUUUCUGAUUGUUGGUACCAAGUUCAAUGUCCAAAUUGCAAGAUCCCAGCUUUUAAACAGGGGAAAAGUUGGUUCUGUCCUUCAGAUGGUAUAAUCAAUGCACCAACUAUAACGUUCAAGCUUAGUGCAACACUUACAGACGAAAAUAAUUCUAUAGUUGCUCUGCUCUCCGAUAACGCAACACAAGACUUAUUCGGUUCUACAGCUGAUAAACUUAUACCAGACGAUGACAUAAACUGUAGAGGACAACUACCUGCAAUUGCCACUACUGUACAAGGAAUAGCCAAAAAAAUGAAACUUCGUAUCACAAACACAUCGACAGAUACGAACAUUCGCUUUAUGAUUACAGAUAUCGAAAAAAGUAACCCACAGGAAACAGCAUACCCAACAACACCAGCACCACAUCAUCGAUCUCCAUCAAAAGACAGCGAGAAAGACUGUUCUUCAGUUCCUCAACACAGUAGAGCAAACGUCAAAAGGGAAAUCGGUGAUAUACUUGAAGCAAUCCAAUCUCGACUAGAAGAGAGUUUCCGCAUCGACGAAAAUAUCGUAUUAUACAUAGCGAAUCACCCCGACGAUGUAGAUGUUCAAACACUGCAUAACAUCUUUGAGAAAGCAAAAACAGAAGAUCAGUCCAUACAGGACAACGUCUCCUUCAUGUUGGGAACAAUCCACAAAAGAAUUGGCAAGUACAAACGUGGCAUGAAAGACACACCCUCCGACUGA